UAGUCUACAAGUGGGAGAUCUUCGUCACCCUCUCUUCACUCCCUCAGUUUUUGCGGACCACUUCAAGGAUUAAAUAUGCGUGAGUGCAUCUCCAUCCACGUUGGCCAGGCUGGUGUCCAGAUCGGCAAUGCCUGCUGGGAGCUCUACUGCCUGGAACAUGGCAUCCAGCCCGAUGGCCAGAUGCCAAGUGACAAGACCAUUGGGGGAGGAGAUGACUCCUUCAACACCUUCUUCAGUGAGACAGGGGCUGGCAAGCACGUGCCCCGGGCAGUGUUUGUAGACCUGGAACUCACAGUUAUCGAUGAAGUUCGCACUGGCACCUACCGCCAGCUCUUCCACCCUGAGCAGCUCAUCACAGGCAAGGAGGAUGCUGCCAAUAACUAUGCCCGUGGCCACUACACCAUUGGCAAGGAGAUCAUUGACCUUGUCUUGGACAGGAUUCGCAAGCUGGCUGACCAGUGCACGGGUCUCCAGGGCUUCUUGGUUUUCCACAGCUUUGGCGGGGGCACUGGCUCUGGGUUCACCUCCCUGCUGAUGGAGCGGCUC
Messenger RNA from Grammomys surdaster, 546 nucleotides. RefSeq names its product tubulin alpha chain-like. Gene Ontology annotation, molecular function: GTP binding; structural constituent of cytoskeleton. The record is from RefSeq and is a predicted model, not a curated record. The transcript has a single exon. Gene Ontology annotation, cellular component: cytoplasm; microtubule. Gene Ontology annotation, biological process: mitotic cell cycle; microtubule cytoskeleton organization. Lineage: Eukaryota; Metazoa; Chordata; Mammalia; Rodentia; Muridae. The annotation marks the transcript as partial.